Lactuca virosa is the source of this 1528-nucleotide messenger RNA. Lineage: Eukaryota; Viridiplantae; Streptophyta; Magnoliopsida; Asterales; Asteraceae. The record is from the annotation of a GenBank genome assembly.
UCCACAAAAAACUAUUAAUAUAAAUAAAUCCACGUCGUAAAAGAUUACGAAUGAAUACGUAAAGAAAAUCAACUUUUCAGCCUCGAUUCCUGCAUUCCAGCAUAUAAUUGACUUCAAUCGAAGAACCCAAAUUGGAAUUUCCGGAAUUUGGUUGUUUUUCUCUCUCAGGAAGUAUAUAAAGUGGACUAGAUAAAGUGACCUUAUCUUGCUGGGUUAUGCUAUAUUUGGGGGAACAAGGAGUUUUAUCUUCACUUCUUCAGUUCUCUGGUUAAAUUCAUGCUUUUGUUCGAAUUCAUCUGGGAAUUAUAUAUAAAAAAGACUGGAUUUUUGGAAGUUUUUUGUGAUAAGAAACCAAAAUGAAUGAUGCUCAAAGUAGUCUGCCUCCGUUCAUCGCGAAAACCUACGAAAUGGUCGAUGAUCCGUUAACUGAUACGAUCGUAUCAUGGAGUCACAACGAUCGGAGCUUCAUCGUUUGGAACCCACCUGAGUUUUCCGGCGAAUUGCUUCCAAGAUACUUCAAGCACAAUAAUUUCUCGAGCUUUAUCAGACAACUCAACACAUAUAGUUUUCGGAAAAUCGAUCCAGAACAAUGGGAAUUUGCAAACGAAGACUUCAUUAGAGGUCAACCACAUCUCUUGAAGAACAUCCAUAGAAAAAAGCCCGUUCAUAGUCAUUCGAUGCAGAACCUCUAUAUCCAUGGAGCUUCUUCAUCUUCUAACGCUUCUCCAUUAACCGAAUCAGAAAGAAUCCGAUACAACGAGGAGAUUUACAGGCUGCAUUACGAGAAACAAUCGUUGUCAUUAGAGUUUCAAACGCAGCAACAAGAACAAAACGAGAUCGAAUCAACGGCACGUUGGUUGACGGAGCGGUUAAAAUCCGCCGGAAAAAACCAAAAAUAUAUCCUGUGUACUCUGGAUCAAAUUCUGCAAAAACCAUUGAAUACAUGCGAUUUUACUCCUCAAGUCCCCGAUAAUAACGAUCGUAAGAGGCGACUUUCGGCUGAACCUCACAACGAUCAGUCAUGUCCUUGUAACAUCCCGAUCUCCGAGACGCUAACUACAAACACCCUUUUGGCGUUGGAUCUAGAAUUGGUGGAGCAAUUAGAAUCUUCUCUGAUGUUUUGCGAGAACUUAUUGACGGAAGUUCAGGAGACUCUUGACCGGAAAAAAUGGCUGCCGGAGUCGGAGCAGGAACCUGCAAGUUCUGAACUGAACACAGUGGCCGGAAGCGAAGAAGAAGAAGAAGGAAGUGGGAACAGGGGUAACGAGCAGUUAAGUGUUAAUGACGGAUUUUGGGAACAGUUUUUGACUGAGAAUCCUGGUGGUUCGACGACGGAGAAUGACCGGAGGGGAUUAGAUCAGUACGGGAAGUUUUGGUGGAAUAUGAAGAGUGUAAAUAGUCUUGCAGAUCAAAUGGGGCAACUUGCUCAAGCAGAAAGAACGUAAAAUUAUAUAGUGUAUAGAAUAUAGAUAGUUUUUGUAUAAUUGUGUUUCAGUUUUGAAGAUUUAUCUUGUUUCCCUAUAGGGGG